ACCGAGCGUAAAAUCAGGGACGCACACACAGUUCGGAUAGUGUGCGAAUAUAUCGCAUGUGUCUUUGAUGUAACGUUUUCGGCAAUUUACUCCGGCCUUCGAGGAGUAUUGAGGUUGUUAUCGAGUAAAUUGCGAUGGUGAGACGGCGGCAUGACAAGUGUUUUUUUUUUCGUUUCACGGUAGUUGUACGCGUCGACAGUCUGGAUUACUAGAUUGAGUUUGGAAGGGAGGAGUGUCAGUUUGGUUAGGAGACCUGACCUGAAUAAAGACAAGAAAAUCAAUUCGCCAACUACCAAGAAGGUUAACGUGAACGUACCCGGUAAAAAUGGCAACAAAUGAUUCAGUCCUGAAGGAUCUCACCCACCCCUGUCACAAUGAACAUCUUAAAGCCCACAAUGCAGUCACCUUCAAGCUUGUUAAGACAGUUUCAGACUUCAGUCAGCAGCUGGGCCAGCUGUACGAGCAGCACGCCGAGGAGCUCCACAUGCUGGUGUCGAACUUUCGAAAACGGAACGGCGAACUCAGGAAGGAGAGGGCAGCCUGCCCAAGUUCCCUUUUUCACACUUGGGAAACCCUCCUUCAAGAAGUUGAUAUCGAUUCCCAAGCCCUAGGUGAGAUUGGUUCCAUCCUGGGCCGUCAAGUAUCGCGGCCGUUGCUCGAGAGGUCCUUCCACAGGAAAAUUCAAUCCAGGAAAGUGUUUUCCCAUCGGGAAAGCUACGACGUCAUCAUCACCAAAACCGAGGAAAAGCUUGCAAAGUGCCGUCAGGAUUAUAAGAAUGCUUAUGUGGCGUACCUGUCAACCCCAACAACGGAAAGCCUGAGUUGUUAUUUCAACUGUCACAACGCUUACAUACAGCAGCUCCACGCGACGAACGGGAUGCUGGAAGCAUACGGCAGAGAAACAUUGCCGACACUUCUGCAAGAAAUGGAGGAGAUUUAUACUGACGUGUGUUCCAGUUUAACGGAUUGUAUACAGCAAGGAGCUGAAAUUGUUGCCUCCAGGGCCAUGGAGCAGCACAAGAGGUACGAAAGUUUGGUGGUCCAAUGCAAAGCCGUCUCCGGGUCUUCGGAUCUGUCCCAUCUGGCGAGGUCACUUCCUGCCCCUCAGGGACGUGGAUUAAUAAUGAAGAGGCCGUUCGUUCCGCCGCAGCCACCGCCGCCAGAGGCGUCGAAUGGAGGGGAGUACGUCGAGACGCCUAACGAUAAUAUUCCUCCACUGAAAGACGAAUUGGUCAUAGACAGACUAUCAGCUGUUCAACUAAAACCAUCACAUGAUGCUCUCAGCAAGGAAGCUGCAGAUCUAGAGAUCCAAAUUCGUCAGAUUAAGGAUUCCUUGGACACUUUAGUGAGGGUUCAACAACGGUCUGUGGAAGCGUCACUCUACAACAAAGCCAACGAAUUGCAAGAAGAUAUCUCGAUGAAGAGAUUCGAUCUUAGAGUUGCUCACAUGCAUUUAAGUGCCAUCAAUGCGCAGAAAGAACUGUUCAGCAGUAAAUUGGAAGGUGAACGAAGUAGUACGUCUAGUGAUCGUAAAAUGUCAACGAUUUCGCAGGGUAGCAUGAAAACCAAAUGGCUGAAGGCUUUCAAAAGUCUUAAAACACCCCCUCCAGAAUCAGAAAAAAAGAACCAAAUGUACCAUGCUGUGUCUACAAUAAUAUCGAUGAGGAAAAACGGCGCAGCAGCCACAAGAGAACUUCUGAAAGGCGAUCCUGACGCUCAUCACUUCCAAGAGAACACAUAUAAGAAAAUCACCCCUUGCGAUGUUUGCCAGCAAAUUUUACGAGGGCACACUCGGCAGGGUCUGAAAUGUAGAAUAUGCAAAAUGAACAUCCACGUAGAUUGCCAAGAUAAGGCGUCCAAAUGCCAGACAAAGGCGAAGCUGCUGAGGCGACAGAAGUCCACUUCAGAAAUUGAGACCCGUGUUCCUGAAUCUGCACUCGAAGAGGAGCGAGUGCCAGGUUUUUAUGGUGGAAUGACAACAAUAAAUAGGCGAUUAUCAGUUCGAGAUGAAAAUAAGGUGCAAAUACCUUUAAGAAGCAAGAAUUCAACUCAUUCUCUCAUAGAGCCUAACGAGGUGGAUAGGAUUUAUCAAGUAUUGAAACAGGCGACCGAAAUCUCGAAGCCUAGAGUAAACAUCGAAGCACCCGGUAUCACCGUGGACAGGGGGGCGGGGGGUUCAGCCCCCGGCAGCUCGGGCAGCUCCGGACAGAGUCUAAACAGAAGGGGGGGCGUGCCUCCCCCGCAAUCGCCCCAAAGCACAGGGGCCAAUCUGUCCGUUAUCAAUCCUGCUCCUUGUUCGAUCAGUUCAGCUCCUCAUUCACCACGUCGGCAGAAAUUGAAUUUGCGGAUGAAGAGUUUAUCUUUGGACUCCCCCGAAAGCACUGAACAUGCUCAAAGAAGAAGGCAUCAUGGUUCCAAUGCUGCCAGUGACCCUCAUUCUACGCAGAGUUCAUCGUCAAGGAUUCAAUCCAAUCAGCCAUACAAGAUUGCAAAUGGCCAUUAUGUCACAUCUAUCGAAAAUACCUACACAACUCCAUCCAGCCCAGUUCACAAUCGACGUCUAUUAUCAGCGAAAAAUAUCCGAAUGUCCUCCGUUGAAUUGCCAGAUGAGAACGAUAAGAGUCCAUCUUCAGCCAGCACAUCGCCAUGUCCCAGUCCAGUUGGUGGAAGAAAACCUCACCGUCUUCUACCAACAAACUUAUAUGUAGUUCUGUACAACUUCAAAUCGCGUCAUCAAGAUGAGCUGGAUCUGAAAGCUGGCUAUAAAGUUACUGUGAUCGAUACGUCCGAUCCAGAUUGGUGGAAAGGUAAAUGCUUUGGAAGAGUCGGCUUUUUUCCCUCCAAAUACGUUCUGAAGCUCUCGCCAGGGGAGAAACCUUUACAGGUGACACACAACCUCCAGGUCGGCGAAGGUGACAGCGGUAUGAUGUUAUUGAGGGACCAAGUGGUGAUACAAGUGGGUGAAGAAAUAGACGGUAUGGUGGUCAUACGGUCGGGCGACAAUCGGCAGGGCAUUUGUCCCUUAAAAUUCCUGCAGGAGGUGUGACAACCGAAAGACAAGAGUUACGCAGUCUCCUACUCUUACCCCAGUACAAGCAAAUCUUUCCCUUCCCCCCAAGCCUACGCACCUAGGGUUGCCAACCUGAACAAGUAUUAUGGACCACCGAUGGUCCAGAACAACAACAACAACCACGAAGCCUAUAAACCAACGAAGAGAAGCCCAAACUCCGGCAGCAUACUGCAGUACUACUACAACAAUUUCCACAACAAUUUCAAGAACUCAAAGCAGACGAAUGUUUACUACGAGAACGUCCUGAAAAGACGCAGAAACGAACUGGCCUUCCUCCAUGGAAAGGCCCCAUUCUCUUCAACCAAACGCCCGUUGUCCAUAAGGCUAUCCACGCCCAAACACAUCACCAACCUGUUCAGCAAGUUCAACCACAACAAAUCCGAUUCGCAAAAGCGCCCACUUCAAAUGCAGGGUAAUAAUAAUAAUAUUAAUAACAACAUACAAUCAACUAGUGGGAGUAUUUAUUGUAGAUCUAAUCUGAGAGUUUUAUGUAAUAGGAAUGAUUAUGUCCAGAGGCAACCUUCAGUUUAUACCAUUAGUGAGGAUGUUGACAAAUUUAGUUUGUAUGAGAAGAAUCUCUAUAUUUCAUCGAAUUGUAGGCCUCUCUUCGUGAGAAAGUAACUAAGCAAGUAUAGUUCAACCUAUUUUUGUAAAUGUCGUUACACCUAAUCAUAGGAUACUCUGUUUAAAUUAAUGUGAUGUUAAGCACCCCCUUACAUGAUUUCUUCGCCGAGGCCGCAACAAAUGAAAGGUCACACCAAUUUGAAUUAUUAUGUUUCUGGUGUUAUCAUUAUUAUUUCACUGAAUCGGGAACGUUACGGCACUGUUAGUCUGCCGGGAACUGCGACCAAGUUGAUCUUUUGUUCUUUACCCUACCUAUUCAUACAAAGUCAGGGAGGUCGUCGAUGCUUUUAAUAAAACCGAACACAUCCUUAGGAGCCUUGGCUAUUACUACGUGAGUAUUCAGAACUGACUUUCUCUUAUGAGUGGUUUUUAGGCCAGUCAGCUCCGGGCAUUUGCAAAAUAUGUGUUCGUCUGUUUCUACCUCCUUUCCACAGAGUCUGCAAAUCUCAUCUGUUGACUUACAAAAGUUAUUUGCACCAACAGUAUACUGUCAGCAGUCCCACCAUUACACGUGGUAUCUACCGCUCGUAGUAGCUUCAGGAGUUUUCUGGUAUAGGUCGGUGAAAGUACCACAAAUUUUUUUGCAUGGGCAAGAUUAAGAGAAUUUCUUUAGAGGGCUUUUCUAUUAGCCCUCUCUCAUUGUUGGACCGCUGUCUUGUAUUGGAAAUUUCCAAGCCCACAGAAGGGCUCAGGACCAACAGGUAUCAACCUUGAUGUCCUUUUUGCAAGUUCAUCGGCUUUUUCAUUUCUUUCAAUACCACAAUGCCCCGGUACCCAUAGUAGAGUUACUUUAUUCUCUCUGGCCAGUUGCUUUAUUACGGUAUUACGGCACUUCCAUGUGAGUAGAGACCCCUGGCUAUAUGAUUCCAGGGACCUCAGUGUGACCUGGCUGUGCGUAGUGAUGUAAAUAUGCACUCCUUUGAGGUUUCUUUUGAGACACUCUUGGGCGCAAGUGUAGACAGCUAGUGUCUCGAUUUGCAGGGUAGAGGGCUCGCUUCCCAGGGAUCUAGAGAGCCUCGUCUUAGGCCCAUUUACCCUUCUCUGAUUUUGAUCUAUCGAUUUGCCAUAUGGAGGACUUUUUGUCCAAGCGAUUUACUAGUUUAUUCCACUGAGAUGGUCUUCAAUGACCGUAUCAAAGGGUGCUUUGAAAUCGAAGAUACUUGGCAUAACAUCUGAGGGUCGUACCGGGUGUUUUGAAUCCAAUUAAAUCAAUAUCUUAAGGCGGCAGUUUUGUCUAGCGACAGCUCUGAUAAAUUGUUAAAUUUCGUGAUUGAAGAAGAAGAGGACUAUAGGUAAUUAUAGCAUUUAUGUGCAAAAUCCAUGAGUGUAAAACUUCAAGUUUAUAUUUUUAGUAUAUGAAAAUACUUAUAUAUCUAUAAAAAUUUUCUUUGCUGCGGCCUUGGCAGUGAAAAUGACCUUUAGAGAAAUCACAUUGCUCAUCCAUAUUAUCCUAAAUUAUUCCUAAAAAUUAUAUUAAGUGGGGCCACUGGUGCUAUACUACUCCUAAAUAAAUAUUCAAUGUGACAUAUUUAAUUCAUUCCUUUCCUAAUGUGAGUCAACCAAUUUAUAAUAACCAUACAUAUCACAACUGAAAUACUAUAAUCGUCAUGAAACCCACCAUUUUUAUAUCAUAGUUUCAAUCAAAAAUUUCAAAUAUUCAUUAAAAAUAAUAACGAUUAUAUACCUAACAUUAAUUGAGACGAUUGUAAUAUUUCAAUGAGCACAAAGACAUUCUUUGACUUGUUACCUUUUUCAUUUCUAUAUAUAUAUUUUAUAAAAAAAUGUUACUUCUGAAAUUCAAUUCUACUAAAAUGCUUAUAUACGAAUAUUUUAUCAAUGUUACCACUGUAUCAGAAUAGGAUUUUUAAACCUAUAUCCAUCAAAAUGAAACAAUAUUCUAUUCAUGAAAUUUCCUACCACUGUUUUCCAACUUGAUGAAUUUAUUAUUAUAUUCGUGAAAUUAACAAAAGACUGUACUGAAAUUGCAUUGUAUAUUUGCGAUUUUAAUUGGAUACUGAACAUUCUCGAAAUUAACAUGUUCCUAGUCCUUAUAUUUGUUGUUUGAUGCCAAACAGAAUUACAGUACAAUUUCAGAUUCUUGGAGCACGUGACCAAUUUAGGCUUAUGAUAUUGAAAUUUAUGGUGUUGAUAACAAUGUAUUUCAACGAAUUAUUUGAAAGAUUAUUAUGAAAUUGACACGUUUUUAUUAGCUUGAAAUAUGUUCCCAACACAAACUGCACACUGAAUGUAAAACUUCAAUUUAAUAAAAAAUAUGACGUAUC
Messenger RNA from Harmonia axyridis, 5976 nucleotides. RefSeq lists its product as uncharacterized. Gene Ontology annotation, molecular function: protein binding. Gene Ontology annotation, biological process: positive regulation of protein localization to plasma membrane; skeletal muscle contraction; positive regulation of voltage-gated calcium channel activity. The record is from RefSeq and is a predicted model, not a curated record. Lineage: Eukaryota; Metazoa; Arthropoda; Insecta; Coleoptera; Coccinellidae. Gene Ontology annotation, cellular component: extrinsic component of cytoplasmic side of plasma membrane. The transcript has 19 exons. Bases 326 to 3046 code for a protein of 906 amino acids.